UCUCGUGAGAGAAGCACAAUUUAGCGAGAUAUCGAAUUGCCGGCGACGCGACAUGAGAAUCCAUAAACAUUCCAUCGACGAUGCGAUAUAUCUCCAGUGCGAGGGGCCACAGCGGCGGUUAAACGCUGCGAAUAAAGCGACCCAUUGCAGUAUUCAUGAGCGACACGAGGGAAACUUCGCUGGAAGAAGGUAACGCUGAAGAGUUAUAUCCACCGGCAGCGGAGUGAUCCGGCAGCGUAACGGACGACUCGUUAAUGACCGUCAUUAAUGACGUAGCGUUACGUCGAGCGGAGCUGCAAGAAGUGGAGUACCGCCUGCGAUAUACACCUCGACCGCAUUCGUUUUCGCAUUUAAUUACGCGAAGCAACUUGAAACAAGUUCCGCUCGUGUGUGUCGCGUGUUCCGUCGCGUUGCCGAGUAAUUGUUCGAACGAAUGCGUUCAUGAGCGAGAGGUCAGCUCUCGGCAGAUUCCGAUCAAGCUGAUCGGCGAUUAACUCAUCCACCAGAGUUGCCAACAUGAUAAAUGAAACGCGGCUCGUUGCGUGUGAGGAAGUUUCUCUUGUUCGCUCCUUCUGAUUUAUAUUCCCAACUGCUAUCCGAGGGUCGAGCACGUCGUUUGUUGUAUUUUGGCUAUUCAAACUGUUCCAUCUGAAAAUAACUUUUGCUUGCUCCGAUAUAUACGCGGUGUUGUAAUUUUUUAUUAGCGUCGGGCGAAAAUGGAUGUUGGCAAUUCCGCCGGUUAAUCGUCGACUGGUUUAGUCAGAGCUCGGCGAGGGUCACCCUUGAUCGCGGCGGUGAAUUUCAGCGGCAUUUUGCAGCUGAGGCUCUCAGAUACUCACGCUCGCUAUCAGCUCGAUUACUAUGAUGCAUCGUAAUCGCGAUUAAUCGACGGAUCUCAGACACACACGCGGGCUGCGGUUAGAUUUGUCCCUUCGAGUACUCUUAGACAUCUGUCGCGUAGGGCGACAUGCUUUCCCCUCGAUAAGCCGUUCGCGCUACUGAGGGGGAUGCAAAUACUCCGCUUGAAUUUUCUCAUAUACACCGUGGGGGGUGUGUGGCGGCCCAUCGCGUGGUCGUCCAACACCGCCAAGUUCUUGUACAACGCAUUCACCGUCUGCACGAUCGUGCCGUUGUACUUCCUGAUGCUGACCCAACUCAUGGACAUCGUUCUGAUCGUCGACAAUAUGGACGACUUCACCACCAACUCUCUCAUGUUCAUGACCAUCGUCGCCGUCUGCUGCAAAGCCACGAUCGCCGUGCUACGGCGCAACGGGAUAAUCGGCCUGGUGCAGAUGCUGCUGACGGAGCCGUGCAGGCCCCGAGAUGAGGAGGAAGUGGCGAUACAAACGAAAUUCAACAAGUUCAUCAGGUCAUGGUCGAUAAGAUAUUCGCUUCUAGCGUCGGGUUCUGUGACAGGGGUCACGAUCAAGUCGGUGCUGAACAUCAUGCACGGUAUCUUGCCGUAUCGAGUAUGGCUGCCGUACGAUCCGAGCGUGUCUCUGAUGUUCUGGACCACGUCCGUCAUGCAGAUCGUAUCCGUGAUCUUCACGACGAUCAUCAACGUCGGCACGGAGACCUUGGUGUUCGGCUUCUUCCUGCAAACGUGCGCCCAGUUCGAGAUACUCGAGAGUCGCCUUCAGAAAUUGGUGAUCGGCAGAACGAGGUCGCAGCUGAAGAAGUACACGUCGCACAAGACAGAGACGGCGAUAUCGAAGCACGUACAUCACCACCUCCGCAUCUUCGAAUACGCAAGAACGGUCAACAGCAUAUUCAACCAGAUCCUCUUCGUCCAGUUCUUCAGCAGUAUACUGAUACUAUGCACGAGCGUGUAUUACUUAUCGUCGCAUAUCACAGAGUCCGAGUCGGCGACCUUAAUAAUAUACACCAUUUGCAUGUUCGUGCAAAUCUACGUGUAUUGCUGGUCCGGCAACGAAGUCAUACUCAAGAGCGCGAACAUAGGAGACGCGGUGUAUCAGAUGGACUGGCCCGCGUUAUCGGUCAGCGAGAAGAAGAACCUGCUGAUGAUCAUGAAACGUAGCACGGUUCCCAUCAAGUUCACCAGCAGUUUCCUCAUAACUUUGUCGCUCCAGUCUUACAGCAACGUUAGUAUCGCCGCGAGACAGCGUAGUAUAUCGGCUACGGCACCAAAGUGGUCGAGCCUAGCGGACAACUCGCCACGUUACGAAAUUCCUCUUUCAGAUCUUGAAAACAUCGUACUCGACGUACAAUGUGUUGCAGCGCUCGUGAGAUAUAAGCAAUAGUCGAAAAUGUACAUUCGGGAGUAACGACGAUACAGUAGUUCUUAAUAAAUCAGUGGCUGUGAAUCUAAAGGUCCUUCUA
Molecule: messenger RNA, 2340 nt
Organism: Harpegnathos saltator (Jerdon's jumping ant)
Lineage: Eukaryota; Metazoa; Arthropoda; Insecta; Hymenoptera; Formicidae
Product: odorant receptor 46a-like
Exons: 4
Coding region: 1008-2261 (417 amino acids)
Biological process (GO): detection of chemical stimulus involved in sensory perception of smell; sensory perception of smell
Cellular component (GO): plasma membrane
Molecular function (GO): olfactory receptor activity; odorant binding
Source: RefSeq, a predicted model, not a curated record